AUGAAGGCGUCAACAUCCACACGAAGGACCCUAAAAGCGACGACCAAAACAAUUCCAACAGCUGGAACGCGUCUUGCAACUGCUAAUCCUUCCUUAGCAAAACAGACCAUCAACAGCAAUUUAAAAACUCUAAAUAAAAUUUUGCAUGAACGCUCAAAUAUUACAAAUAAGCGCGUAUUAAGCGACUCCAAUAUCCAAAACAUUGAUGAUAAAAAUGCGACAUCUCAUUCAAAUGUCCAAACUUUGAUUAACGCGACUCUUUCGGCUAUUGGUGAAUUAGAGCAAAUGGAAGCAAAGUUGAAUCUUAGAGAAUUAGACCUCGAAAAGGCAUAUUCAAAUUUAAUAAAGAGCAUGAUAGACUUUGGUUUGUACAGAGAAGCCAUUCAAUCUUUAUUAAAGCUUCGAACGCGUCUUUUGAAUUAUCUUGGAGUAAGCAAUGGAUCGACAAAUCCAAGUAGAAGCUCUGAUGUCCUUCAUAAUAUGGCACGCCCACAAAUGAAAAAUAAAAUUGGCAAACCAAAGCAUAUUAAUAGUUCGGAUUGCCUAUUUAAUUUAUUUUCUUUUCAUGCUCUCAAUAAUAGCAAAAAUUUAAAUAAUGAGGCAAAGUUACUGGUUUUAUCGAGCUUGGUAUAUGCAUAUCGGUGCUUUAUAGAGCUUGAAGAAAUACAGUUUAUCAAGCGCUUGCCCGAAAUCUUAAAGAAUAAUGAUAGUGGAAAUCCCAUCAUUCUUUGCCAAUCUUUGAGAAACGCAGACACAAAGAAUGUGACCAUAUACGCAGAAAUGUUAAUGCGAAUAAUUUCGAGAGCUUGUGCCAAACUUCAAGAUCUCUCAG
Messenger RNA from Racocetra persica, 832 nucleotides. Lineage: Eukaryota; Fungi; Glomeromycota; Glomeromycetes; Diversisporales; Gigasporaceae. The record is from the annotation of a GenBank genome assembly.